AUGGGAAAAGAACUCUUUAAGCAUAUGAGGAAAAGAGAAUAUCCUUGUGUUUGCUGUAAGAAACGAACACACCAGAGAGAUCGACGUACUGUGACAGCUGCACAACGACUAGUUCUCCAGAAAUGGACUGUAGGCGAUGUGUCUGAGGAUGAGGUGUUGUGUAGUUUGUGUCGAGUGAAGUCCUCCAUCAGUAACCCUGACAGUGCCCUCCACAUCUUCCAGUCAUUCCAGCUGCUUCAUCUGCAGAAAACCUGGGCCAAACCAAUGAUUGUUGUAACAACUAGUGGCUAUUACCUCUCUGUUCUUGGACCAUAUGUAGCGAAGAACAAUGAUGCUGCAAUCUUGAGCCACAUCAUGAAGACUAACAAAGAAGAUGUGUUGAAGUGGAUCGAAGAGAGAGAUGUGUUUGUUGUAGACAGAGGCUUUCGGGAUUCCUUGACAUUACUUGAAGACCUUGGAUUAGUAUCUGCCAUGCCUGCAUUUAUGAAGAAAGGUGAAAAGCAAAUGUCAACAGCAGAUGCAAAUACAAGCCGUUUAGUGACCAAGAUACGCUGGGUGGUAGAAUCUGCUAAUGCGAGGAUAAAGAGGUGGAAAUUUUUUGACCGUGUCCUUCCUUCGUCCCAGGUGCCAUUCAUUAGUGACUUCAUCAAGAUUGUGUGUGGAAUAUCAAACAAGUACUUUCCACCUUUGUCAACUGGUUGCACUGAGGAAGACUCUCUUGUAGCAGCUAAGAUGCAGUACCUGUCCAGACAAAUCAAUCAACUAAAAGAGGAAGUAGAAGAAAGGAAACUGGAUACCCGCUCAGCGAUCUGGAAACACCCUGACGAUCUUCAGGAUUUUCCUCGUCUUGAUGAAGAUCAACUUCGAGAGUUGACCUGUGGCACAUAUCAAGUGAAGCUUGCUAGUAGUUACGCAGAGGAACACUUUGGGAGUGGAUGUGAUAUCAUGGUUCAUAAAGAAGACCCGUCCUUGAUAAGAGUCAGGGUUACCUUCUUCGGAUACGAUAUGAUGAGGGAAGCGUGA
Molecule: messenger RNA, 1023 nt
Organism: Magallana angulata
Lineage: Eukaryota; Metazoa; Mollusca; Bivalvia; Ostreida; Ostreidae
Exons: 6
Coding region: 1-1023 (340 amino acids)
Source: RefSeq, a predicted model, not a curated record